AUGGAGUCAAACAAGAUCACAUUCUAUGACAUUACGCCUCGUCCUCCCGUGGGGAAGAACGCCUAUGCCCCAAACCCUUGGAAAGCUAGGUUUGCACUCAACUUCAAGGGCGCUCCGUACUCAACGACAUGGGUGGCUCUCCCGGACAUAGCAAAAACGCGCACCAGCCUCAACGUGCCAGCAGGCCGCCAAUUCGCCGAUGGUAAAGACUUUCAUACGCUGCCCAUCAUUCAAGACCCUACCACUGGUGCCUUGGUGGGGGACUCGUUCGACAUUGCGCUAUACCUCAAUAAAACGUACUCGGGCGGGGGUGAUCUGUUCCCACCUCAAAAGCUCGACUUCGACUUUGAGCAUCCCUACAUCCUCAUACCUUUGUCGGAAUGCAACGAUAAAGAAUUCCCUGACUAUGCAAAGUUCAACAUGAACAUUGACGCAGCAUUCACUGCCCACCUUCAGCUUGGUGUUCAGGGCAUGCCAUUUGAGCCCGCUACAGAAGAGGAGAGCAAGGCCGAGUUUGUGAGACGUGCUGGAGUUUCAGGGUGGGAAGACUUCGUGCUCAGUGAAGAAGCGCGAGCCAAGUUACUAGAGUCUCUCGAGAAGAUGUUAGGCGAUCUGGCAGUGCUCUUUUUGAGGGACACCAACGGACCCUUCCUUCUUGGGCAACAAGUCAGUUACGCCGAUAUGAUCGUUGGCGCGUGGUUGCGCAUGAUGAGUAUCACCUUUCCGGAGGACGAGUGGAAGCAAGUUGCGACUUGUCAUCAAGGCGUUUUUGGCAAACUGCAUGAUGCACUGAAGUUAUGCAAUUGUGAUUUCUUAUAUCAAGAUAAGCACAACAAUUCAAUCAUGUCUUUCGAGAUUUAUACAGGUGCUUGGACCGACUGGUCACGAAGCAGAGUUCUAGGCGCAACUCUCACCCUAUCAUCGAGGGACGCCAGCCUUCUCCUCGCCUUCAUCGCAGCCUUCGUGACAGUCGUCGCAAUUAGGCUUUGGCUCAUCAUUGCUUUUACCACCCACCAGUUCUCUGCGGCUGGUGGAAAGCAUGAUGGACUUUAUUAUCAGCGGCAAGUCAUUCUUCGCAACAUCAAAUCCGCGCCAGCAGCUGCAUGGUUGUUUCUCCAACAAGCUUGGUACUGGCGCGGCAUCGUUAGAUCUUCCCUCGCUAGGACGAUCCCAUUGGCGUUGUUUUGCAUUAUGUACUCUGUGGGCUUCGCCAUUCUUGCUGUCUUCUCCUCUCAGAUAUCAGACUCAGCUUCUGUGUAUCGGCUUUUGCACAGUCCGAACUGCGGCUUCCAGAUGACUGACGACGUGUAUCAAAAGGCAACGUUUGACAAUCAGAGAGCCGCCCUCUAUUCUAAGGAAUGUUACGGCAAUACAUCUUCUCCAAUUUGUGAUACUCUACCUACAAGAAGGUUGGAUUGGGCCAAUUCAUCAACUGAGUGCCCAUUUGGAGGAAGGGUCUGCCUCGGUGUGCCUGCUUUCAAAAUGGAGAGUGGCAUGAUUGACACGCACCAUGAUUUGGGACUCAACAACCCCCAGAAGAACAGGUUGAAAUACAAGAGGCAGACAACUUGCUCUCCUCUAGAUACUGGCAACUUUACCCAAUACGUAAAUGGUUCAGAAGCGGAAUUGCUGGGCUGGCCAGACAACGUGUUGAUCAGAUACUUUUAUGGUAAAAACAUGAACGGCAAAAUUAACCACACAUACACCUACAACACAUUUGGACGGAAUAUCAAUGUUGGGUACUCAACUUGGACAUACUUCUACACUGACAACAGGAUCUGGCAGCCUAUAGACGAGCUUCUAGUUCCGGGUACAGACUUGACAAUAAUGUUCAUCGCACCUAACUCAGUCAUUCAUCUGAAACCCAACGAUGACCCGGUAUUCGCUGCUUCAAUUAGAACAAGUGCCCUGGGGGUGGCUGGCUACUUUCCCGAUCGCUGGGUAAGCCCUAUUGCUUGCGUCGACCAACAUCAGAUAUGCAAUCCCAACAACGAGAAGUGCACCUCGUUACUGGGUCGCGAUCGCCUUAUCGAGAGUGCGAUGGAAGACUCUAUGGCAUUAAAUGUCGCACAAAUUGUCACUGCACAACUACUCAAGCAUGUGUUAGGUGAAUCGAGUCCUUUUUACCACACAAUCUGGACCCGGACCCAAAGCUUUCUUCGUGCCCAGGAAAAGGUGGCCGGUAUCACUGGUCAACAACUGCCAUCGAACCAGUGGGAGAUAGAGAUGAGCGCUCUGUUUGACGACACGCUUGCAAAUCUACAGUACCAUAUGAUGGAAUAUGCAGCUGGCUCUUCGGCGCCUGCGCCAAUCAACCCGAUAAAGCCGUGGGGCAACUCAUCGGCGAACACUGCAUGGGAUACUGCCUACAAGAAUAUGUGUUACAAUCAGAGAACGAAGGAGACUCAGGGAACUCUAAACUUUUCCAUUCUCGGUCUCGGCUUACUAUUCGGUAUUGGGUUGUAUAUAAUAGUGCUCUCUUUCAUUCUUGAAUUCCUAAUGGCCUGGAUCCAGACGUGGUUAGGCCGAGGGGUAUCGAGAGCUAGGAGAUGGGAGAGAGAUGGUACAUUGCAGCAAAUGAGACUACUGUAUGAGAUUCAAGGUUCCGGAGAUUGGAAGGGAACCACUGAGGAUUUUCCGUGUACUGUGUCAGGCGAAUAUUUUGAUCAUGACGAGGAAGUCAUUUCGACUACGCCUGUUCAAGUACGCCGGACCGACUCUUCAUGA
Molecule: messenger RNA, 2727 nt
Organism: Fusarium venenatum
Lineage: Eukaryota; Fungi; Ascomycota; Sordariomycetes; Hypocreales; Nectriaceae
Source: RefSeq, a predicted model, not a curated record